Messenger RNA from Sycon ciliatum, 2562 nucleotides. Its product is annotated as clathrin interactor 1-like. Lineage: Eukaryota; Metazoa; Porifera; Calcarea; Leucosolenida; Sycettidae. Bases 130 to 1878 code for a protein of 582 amino acids. Gene Ontology annotation, biological process: endocytosis. Gene Ontology annotation, molecular function: clathrin binding; phospholipid binding. The transcript has 9 exons. Gene Ontology annotation, cellular component: plasma membrane; clathrin vesicle coat; endosome. The record is from RefSeq and is a predicted model, not a curated record.
UUGCUUUGACUGCUGAGCGUUGACGCUGCAGGUAACUGGCUUGCCAAAGAGGCUUUGGACGCUUUCGCUGUCAUGGUCGUUUUUGAUUAACAAUUGGAUCGUAGCUAAGGCUCCCAAUUGGUCGCCAUCAUGUGGAAGUUUAGAGAACUUAGUGACAAAGUCACCAAUGUGGUGAUGAAUUACUCGGAAGUCGAAGCUAAAGUACGAGAAGCAACCAACGAUGAUACCUGGGGACCUCACGGUUCCAUCAUGCAAGAUAUUGCUAAAAACACGUUUACGUAUGAAGGGUUUCCUGAAGUAAUGGCAAUGCUCUGGCAGCGAAUGUUCGACAAAACCAAGAACUGGCGACGCACGUAUAAGUCCUUGCUGUUGUUGGCGUACUUGGUCCGCAAUGGCUCUGAAAGAGUUGUCACGAGUGCUCGUGAUCAUAUGUAUGAUCUGAAAGCCCUGGAGGACUAUCAGUACAAAGAUGAGAAUCUCAAAGAUCAAGGAAUUAAUGUUCGACAGAAAGUGAAGGAGCUCAUAGCUUUGCUUCAGGAUAAUUCGCGGCUACGAGAUGAACGACGGAAGGCCAAAAAGACCAAGGACAAGUAUGUUGGUGUGUCAUCCGAGCAGACCACAACUCGUUACAGCGAUCGAUAUGAUGCAGACCCUCGUGCUUCCUCCUACGAUGAGGGUGAAGGGCGCGUGAAGUCCUCCAGCAAGAACGCAUACAAAGACGACAGCGACUCAGAGCACGACGAAGGUGCGGGCAUUUCCAUGCCUUCGGGUACAAUCGGUACACCAACCACAAGCAAGAAGACUGCGAAAAAGAGCCGUGCGCCAAUCGACCUCGGCGCAGCUGCCCACUACACGGGGACCGGCCCCGAAAGCACUAAUUCAUCUGCUGCUGCUGGUACUAGCAGUGGUGGUGAUCUGUUUGCAGACUUCUCCAGUGCUCCAGCAGCUAACACCAAUAAGACCGUGUCACAGGCAACGUUGCAGUCCGUUGCUCCUCACGUUGAUGCCUUUGGCGCUGCUCCUUCUGCUAGUGCAGCACCCGCCAACCAAGAUUUUGGCGACUUUGCGGCGUUCUCAUCUGCCCCGGCAGCAGCUGCUCCUGCGCCGGCUGCUAGCUCGCAAGGCUUUGCCGACUUCACCGGCUUCCAAGGUGCUACGCCUGCACCGACACAACAACCCGCUGUGGCCGCUGCACCGGCACCGCUUUCAGCUAUGGAUCUCAUGAAUGCUCAGCCAUCGUUAAUGCAGCCUCAGGCAACCACAGCACAGACUAUGCAGCCAGCUGCAUCUGCUGCCACAACUACUUCAGCACAAGCAGACCUUAAAUCCUCCAGUGAGCUUAGUAAGUGGACUGACUCCACAGGGUUGAAUGUCAGUUUGGACCUGAGCGCGUCCUCGGCGCAGAAGAAGGCACAGAGCAAUCAGCCAUCCAUGAAUCAGAUGCAGCAGCGCAAGCCAGUGGCACCCGCAGCCGGCUCCACGAUCCAAGCCGGUGGUAUGAUGGGAGGCGGUAUGCAGGCACAGCAGCAAGCGGCAAUGAUGGGAGGCAUGCAAGGUGGUAUGCAAGGCGGCAUGGGUGGUAUGCAGGGCAUGCGAAUGCAAGGUGGUGGCAUGAUGGGCGCCGGUAUGGGCAUGGGCGGCAUGCAGCCUGCUGCUGCUGGCAUGGGCGCUGCCGGUAUGCAGGGAAUGGCCAUGCAGCAAGGCAUGGGUAUGCAACAGCCAGUUGGCAUGGGUAUGCAACAGCCAGUUGGCAUGGGUAUGAUGGGCAUGCAGCAAGCCGGCGGCAUGCAACAAGGUAUGAUGGCACAACAGAACAUGAUGGCCAUGGGUGCGAGACCAGCACAAGGCGCUGGCGCGUACGGUGCAUUCAUGAAGUAAUCCGUUGCGUUUGUGUGUGUGUGCGCGCACGCGCCAUUCUCUCUUUCUCGGACAUCUAGGACUGUUGCUUUGUUUGAGCUUCUCAGUAUGCGAGGGACUGCAUAUUUUAAUUGCGUCCUCCUGGCACAGCCUCUGUGCUUCUUCCCCCCCCCCCCCCCCCCCUUCGUCCUCCACUCUAUUGAGACUGGGUCGCAGUGCUCUUCCCCUCUUUUUCUUCAUCUCUUCCUCACGUUCCCUUUAGGCAUGCCCAUCCUAUCAAAUUUUGGUCGUUGAUCAUGCCCCGGCACUCCAGUUUGUCUCUUGGUGGAUGUCCUCUCCGUCAUGUAUAUGUGUCUGUGCCCGUGUUUAUCGCUCCUCGCCUGUACAUUGACACCGCUGGGCCCACCUUUCAUUUAUUCCUUGUUUUCUAGAAUUUGUCAAUUAGAUGUUGUCCAACACAUUAUUUUUUAUGCUUCAAUGGGCACUGGUAUGUUAUUGCAGAAUUGUUCCUUGCUUCUGGUGAAACUAAAUAUUGAACAAUUUUGUUUGUUUUUGCUGAAUAAUACUAAUAAUAUUUUGUCUCUACUCGUGCAUACCAGUGCUCUUCGUCUGUUUUGUUGUUGCCGUUUCUCUGUUAUACCAUGUCCAAAAUGCGACCGUCUCUAAUAUUGCUACAGAACGUGCCACUGGAUGUGGCUUGAUUGA